CUUUGUUUUUUUUUUCUUUUUCUUUCUUACAUUUAAACUUUUUUUCCCCCCCUUCUCUCAAUCUCUUCCCUCCCCUUAAAUACCUUUUAGUCAUUUGAAAACAUGGAAGUUGCAUUGAUGCAAGCCAAGAAAUCGUGUCCUUUUAUUCACGUCACCUCCACUUCUACUUUGAAGCGUUUGUCCAAUAAUGCUUCUUCUGGUAAUGGUUUACUACGCAAGGCUCAGCAAUGUCCUGUGAUGAGUCAAGCUAUGGGUCAACAAGCACGUCCUUUAUCUACUUCUUCUAUUGCUGCUCAAACUCCCACAAAGACUGUUAAGGCUGAAGUCAAACCUACUCCUGUGUCUCAUCAUUCCAAAUCCAAACAUUUCGAUUAUGAAGCUUUCUAUCAACAUGAAUUAGAAAAGAAACAUCAAGAUAAAAGUUAUCGUUAUUUCAACAAUAUCAAUCGACUUGCACAAAAGUUCCCUCGUGCUCAUACUGCUCGUGUAGAAGAUGAAGUCACUGUCUGGUGUGCCAAUGAUUAUUUGGGUAUGGGUCGCAAUCCUGUUUUAACUGAAACUAUGAAACGUACCUUGGAUCGUUAUGGUGCUGGUGCUGGUGGUACUCGUAAUAUUGCUGGUAAUGCUGAUCUUCAUCUUCGUCUUGAAUCCGAAUUGGCUGAUCUUCAUCAUAAAGAAGGUGCUUUGGUAUUCUCUUCUUGUUAUGUUGCAAACGAUGCUACUUUGUCUACUGUUGCCGGUAAACUUCCUGGUUGUGUGAUUUUCUCUGAUGCUUUGAAUCAUGCCUCGAUGAUCCAAGGUGUACGUCAUUCUGGUGCUCAAAAGAAAAUUUUCCGUCACAAUGAUAUGGCUCAUCUUGAAGAAUUGUUGCAAUCUGUGGAUCCCAGUGUCCCUAAGAUCAUUGCUUUUGAAUCAGUGUAUUCCAUGUGUGGCUCUAUUGGUCCUAUCCGUGAAAUUGUCGACUUGGCCAAGAAAUAUGGUGCAAUCACCUUUUUGGAUGAAGUUCAUGCUGUUGGUAUGUAUGGUCCUCGUGGUGCUGGCGUAGCUGAACAUUUAGAUUAUGAUCUCAAUGCUGCCCAACCUACCAUGGGUAAUGGUAGUGUGUUGGAUGAAAUCGAUAUCAUCACUGGUACUCUUGGCAAAGCUUAUGGUGUUGUUGGCGGUUAUAUUGCCGGUUCUGCAUUAUUUGUGGAUAUGGUACGUUCCUAUGCCCCUGGUUUUAUUUUCACUACUUCGCUUCCUCCCGCCGUGGUGUCUGGUGCUCUUGAAUCCGUCAAGUAUUUGAAAGAAUCUACCGUUGAACGUGAAAUGCAACAAAUUAACACUCGUGAUGUCAAAUCUCGUUUGGGUGAAUUGGGUAUUCCAGUCGUACCUAAUCCUUCGCAUAUUGUCCCUGUCUUGUUAGGUGAUGCUGCUGCUGCCAAAUUGGCCUCUGAUGAACUCUUAUCUGAACAUGGUAUUUAUGUCCAAAGCAUCAACUAUCCUACCGUCCCCCGUGGUGAAGAACGUCUCCGUAUCACCCCCACUCCUGGUCAUAAUGGAAAGAUGAUUGAUCACCUUGUUGAUUCUUUGGAACGUAUCUGGGAUCGCUACGACUUUAAACGUGUCAAUGAUUGGGUCGAACAAGGUGGAUGUGCCGGUGUUGGUGUGGAAAAUGCCGUACCUCCUACUCCCAUGUGGACUGACAAGCAAUUGGGUUUGGACAAGGUCAUUGAAGAAAGGGCCGUUCGCUCUGGUACUUCCGUUGUUUAGACUUCCUUUUUUUGGGUUGUCAUGACUACUUUUUGGAUUUAAUCAGUCUCUUUUUAUUUUAU
Messenger RNA from Halteromyces radiatus, 1814 nucleotides. RefSeq names its product pyridoxal phosphate-dependent transferase. The transcript has 3 exons. Gene Ontology annotation, molecular function: pyridoxal phosphate binding; 5-aminolevulinate synthase activity. Lineage: Eukaryota; Fungi; Mucoromycota; Mucoromycetes; Mucorales; Cunninghamellaceae. Gene Ontology annotation, cellular component: mitochondrion; mitochondrial matrix. Gene Ontology annotation, biological process: heme biosynthetic process. The record is from RefSeq and is a predicted model, not a curated record. Bases 103 to 1752 code for a protein of 549 amino acids.